CCCCACUCUCUCUCUACACGUACAUAUACAUACAUGCAUCUAUAUAUUCUCUCAUCUCCAUUGCUAACACAGACAGGUCAGAUAUAUUAUAGAGAGCUACAUAUAUAUACAGCAAGAAAUCCCAGUUCAGCUGAAGCUCGAGAAGCAGAGAAGAAAAUGAAACCCGUAGACGAGAAGAAGAAAAUGAAGCCCGUUGAUGAGAAGAAGGAAACGCUGACGUUCCGAGCGGUGAGCAGAGACGAGGAAGGAAGAAAACCCGUAGAGAAAGCGAAAGUGAGCAAGCAAAACAUCGACAAGCUGAAGUACACAGAGAAGAAGCUGGUGGACAAAGGCGUGCAUCGAAUGGAGCGCCACCCCGCUGAUGGGCUUCCGCUGGCCCAUGGGCCGCCCAAGUUUGGCCACGGCGGGAAGUACACGUGGGAGGGCCCGGCGGAGAACGAGAUGGAGGCAGUGCCAGCGGCGGUGGACGAGAAGGAUCCGAAUUAUGUGGAGGAGGAGGAGAGGUUGGAUGGUGAGGUGACUGAGUUGGUGGUUGGGGAGGUUGAGGUGCCUAAGGCUGCUGAGGUCAAAGAAGGGGUUGCUAGGAUUGAGGUUCAUCCCCACUUGAUCGAAGGUUAAUUGAGAUAUAUGGAGUAUGUAAGAGCUUAAUUUGUGGAGUCUCUCCUUGUUUUGGAGAGCAGUGUGAGACUUCAUAACUAUAUGUACUAAUAACUCAGUACUUAUUUAAACAAUAUUACUAUUGUCAAGUAUUGAUCAGUGUUGCAUCGUAUGUUAUCUUCUUGCUUCUUUUCCUUUUUGUAUCAGCUUUUGUUUAUGUUUUCUUGGUUACUAAUUGAAUUCUAUAUUAUAUUAACCAGAUCAAUUUGCAAC
Messenger RNA from Cornus florida, 870 nucleotides. RefSeq lists its product as uncharacterized. The transcript has a single exon. Bases 34 to 618 code for a protein of 194 amino acids. NCBI's taxonomy places the organism in Eukaryota, Viridiplantae, Streptophyta, Magnoliopsida, Cornales, Cornaceae. The record is from RefSeq and is a predicted model, not a curated record.